AAGUUUUCAGGCAACGUGUCAGAGUCUAUAGACAGUCUUAUAAUGUUGUCAAAUAUUGAUCUUAGAGAUUGGGGUUUUCCUGGGCCGAUUCCAAGUUCAAUCAAGGACCUUACUCAGCUUGUCUAUUUGGACCUCUCUGUAAAUCAGUUUGUUGGUUCUGUUCCAACAUUUGCUUUCUUGAAGAAUCUUACAGUGAUAAACCUUUAUAGUAACCGCUUAACAGGUCGAAUUCCUGACUCCCUCUGGGAAGGCCUUGAGAAACUAAGUUUUCUUGACUUGAGGAGAAUUCACUGGAAGGGGAACUUCCAUCAUCUCUGUUUGUUCUGCCAUCUAUAAAUGACUCGAAUCUCAACAACAACAGCUUCUCCGGUGUAAUCAGGGCAUUAAAUAGUUUUCUUCACUGGAAGUCCUUGAGUUGAAUGACAACAAUUUAGAAGGUCCAAUACCUCGGUUUUUGUUCGAACUCCAAAAUCUUUUGAGUCUCUCUCUGUCUGCAAACAAGUUUAAUGGAUCCGUGCAGCUAACUGAUUUUUAAAAGCUGACAAAUCUUGUGCAUCUUGAUCUUACCUACAACCGCCUGUCUGUACAGGUAAGCGAAACAGCAGCUAUUCCUUCAUUGUUUCCCGGUUAGGAACUCUAAUAUUGGCAUCUUGCAAGCUGCAGAAAUUCCCCUUUUUAAGGAAUCUGUCGUCAUUAAUGACGCUAGAUCUUUCAGAUAAUCAAUUACAUGGUGAAAUUCCUAAUUGGAUAUGGGAAGUUGGCGAUGGAUUUCUUUGCUUCCUGAAUCUUUCUCAUAAUCAAUUCAGUCAUCUUCAAGAACCUUAUGAGUUUCGCGACCAUCAUUAUCUCGAUCAACAUUCCAACAUGCUUCGUGGGGAAAUCCCAGUUCCACCACGAACUGCUGUCUUUGUAGACAUGUCAAGCAACAAGUUUUCAUUUCCUCUCUCAGCCAACAUCGGUUAUUCUCUUACAUCUGCCGUUUUCUUCUCAUUAGCAAAAAACAAAAUCGUUGGGACAAUCCCACCUUCGUUGUGUAACGCAACCCGCCUCCAAAUACUAGACCUGUCAAAUAACAGGUUGCAUGGCAGAAUUCCCUCCUGUUUAUUUGAAAUCACUAUUGGCGUGUUGAACUUAAGAAGAAACAAUCUCAUUGGUGAUGUGCCCUACACAUUUCCGGUUGGCUGUGGUUUGGAGACUUUGGAUCUCAGUUGGAAUGCUUUACAUGAAAAAGUUCCAAAAUCUUUGAUAAGAUGCACAGAGCUGGGGGUCUUAAACCUUUGCAACAAUGACUUGAAGGACAAUUUCCCCUGCUGGCUCAAGAACUUGACUGGCCUCCGUGUUCUUGUGUUAAGUAACAAUAAGUUUCAUGGAAAUAUUAGCUGCCUGGGGGAUAGUAUUACCUGGCCGAAUAAUUGUCAACAUUGCUUCUAAUGAGUUCAAUGGUGUUUUGCCUGAGAAUCUGUUCAAAGACCUGAAAGCAUUGACAGCUGAUCAUGAUGGCCCUGAUUACUUGAAGUUUCUUUACAUAACAGUAGAGCAUAUUUACUAUCAGGAUUCGGUGACCCUUACCCUGAAGAGACUGAAUGUUCAGCUGGGAAAAAUCCUAAACAUCUUUACCUCUGUCAACUACUCCAACAACCAUUUCCAAGGAAUAAUACCUGAAACAAUAGGAGAGCUGAAAUCCCAUCAUGUUCUCAACUUCUCACACAAUGCUCUUUCUGGUCACAUCCCGGGAUCUAUAGGCAAUCUGGAGGAACUCGCAUCAUUAGACCUCUCAUUCAACAAUCUUAGAGGCGAAAUCCCAGAGCAGCUAGCAACCCUUGCAUUCCUCUCAUUCUUGAACUUGUCAUACAACACACUAGUUAGAAGGAUUCUAUAAAGCAGCCAAAUGCAGACGUUUUCCGAAGUUCGUUUCUUGGAAAUGAGGGUCUCUGUAGAUUUCCCUUGAACAGAACUUGCACUGCUUCUGGAUCACCAGCAUUUCAACCGCCAACAUCAGAAGAAGAGGACCAGAAAUCAUUGGAGCAUGGGAUAUAUGUGAGAUUUUUUGCGUCGACACGACCAUCAACUGGAAAAUGAGAACUGCUGACACAAUCUUGCAGGCAAGUUGUAUCAGCUGGCCGUUGAUUGGUUGAAUGUUACCUGUGUUGUUAAACUCUUAAACCCAUGUAAUAAAACAUAUAUAAGUAAUACUAAUUAUUUACUUGCUAUGUUGUA
Messenger RNA from Sesamum indicum (sesame), 2217 nucleotides. Lineage: Eukaryota; Viridiplantae; Streptophyta; Magnoliopsida; Lamiales; Pedaliaceae. The record is from RefSeq and is a predicted model, not a curated record.